Messenger RNA from Apodemus sylvaticus (European woodmouse), 1716 nucleotides. RefSeq names its product thioredoxin domain containing 2 (gene Txndc2). Bases 1 to 1716 code for a protein of 571 amino acids. The record is from RefSeq and is a predicted model, not a curated record. The transcript is spliced from 3 exons. Lineage: Eukaryota; Metazoa; Chordata; Mammalia; Rodentia; Muridae.
AUGCUUAAGAAGGACAAAAAAAAGAAUAAGGACAAGGGGAUGGACAUGAAUAGUGUUCAAGCAGGAGCCCCUGAAGAGUCGGACAUGAAACUCAGCAAUGGAGGAAAGGCAAAUGAAAGGGAUAGCCAUGAGUUCUUGGAUACAGCCCAGUCCAAAGAGAAGGCCAUUGCUUCCAAGGUCAGCAACACACUUCAUAUGUCCACAGAAGAGUCUGAGUUCCCACAGCAGGUUAGUGGUACUCCCAUGUUUUCAGAGAGUACCAUCUAUCCCAAAUAUGAAGGUAGCCCCAAGUCUUCACCAAAAAACACUCAGCGGAAACAGGAAAACAUUUCUAAAACCCCAGGCUACUCCAAACAGACCAACUAUAGCAACCCUCCCAAGUCUUUGGCAAAAACUACCUAUCCCAAACAGGGGAGCACCCUCAGUCCUGUAGCAAACGGCACCUAUUACAGGGAGGUUGACAUGCCCAAGUCCCUUGAAGAUACCAUUCAGUCCAAGAAAGGUGGCGUGUCCAAGUCCUCUGAAGAUAGUGCCCAAUCCAAGGAAAGCGAGAUCCCCAGGUACUUGCAGGAUGCCAUCCAGUCCAAGGAAAGUAAAAUCUACAAACCCUUAAAAGACAGCGUCCAGUCCAAGGAGAGUGAAAUGUCCAAGUCCCCACAGGACGCCAUCCAGUCCAAGGAAAGUAAAAUCUACAAACCCUUAAAAGACAGCGUCCAGUCCAAGGAGAGUGAAAUGUCCAAGUCCCCACAGGACGCCAUCCAGUCCAAGGAAAGUAAAAUCUACAAACCCUUAAAAGACAGCGUCCAGUCCAAGGAGAGUGAAAUGUCCAAGUCCCUACAGGACUCCAUCCAGUCCAAGGAAAGUAAAACCUACAAACCCUUAAAAGACAGCGUCCAGUCCAAGGAGAGUGAAAUGUCCAAGUCCCCACAGGACGCCAUCCAGUCCAAAGAAGGUAAAAUCUACAAACCCUUAAAAGACAGCAUCCAGUCCAAGGAGAGUGAAAUGUCCAAGUCCCCACAGGACGCCAUCCAGUCCAAAGAAGGUAAAAUCUACAAACCCUUAAAAGACAGCAUCCAGUCCAAGGAGAGUGAAAUGUCCAAGUCCCCACAGGACGCCAUCCAGUCCAAAGAAGGUAAAAUCUACAAACCCUUAAAAGACAGCGUCCAGUCCAAGGAGAGUGAAAUGUCCAAGUCCCCACAGGACGCCAUCCAGUCCAAAGAAGAUAUUCUCAAGUCCCCAGAAGACACCAUCCAAUCCAAGGAAGAAAUUACCACGUCCCCAGAAGAUGCCAUCCAGUCCCAGGAAGGUGUCAGUAUCAAGUCUUCAGAAGAAGAUUUGAAGCCCUUGGAGAGCAAAUUCUUACAUCUUGAAACAGAACUAGAGCCCCUAGAGGAAGGCUUUGUGCGAGUGAUCAGAGACAAGGAGGAAUUUGAGGAGGUGCUCAAAGAUGCUGGAGAGAAGCUGGUGGCUGUGGAUUUCUCAGCCGCUUGGUGUGGCCCUUGCAGAAUGAUGAAGCCACUCUUCCAUUCCCUGUCUUUGAAGCACGAGGAUGUGAUAUUCUUGGAGGUGGACACGGAGGACUGUGAGCAGUUGGUGCAAGACUGUGAGAUCUUUCACCUCCCAACUUUCCAGUUUUAUAAAAAAGAAGAAAAGGUGGGUGAAUUUUCUGGUGCCCUUGUGGGAAAACUCGAAAGAAGCAUUGAGGAAUUAAAGUAA